AUGAACUUCAGUGAUAAAAACAAUUAUUGUGCCAUGACCUUUAUGUUCGAAUAUCCACAAUUUGUGAAGAUAUCAUUGGAUGAAAACAAAAUAUUCCCACAGUAUGGAUUAUUUGCUUACAGCGAAGGCCGCUUCACAGAAAAAUCCCGCAAGAUGUGGUUCGAUGGAGUGCCCGUUUUAUUUUUACCCGGAAAUUCUGGAAGCCACAUGCAAGCCAGGUCUCUUGCAUCAGUUGCAUUAAGAAAGGCAUUAUCAAAUGGUUAUGAAAAUCAUUUUGAUUAUUUUACAGUUAGUUACAAUGAAGAGCUCUCUGGCCUCUUCGGCGGCGUCCUUCAGAGCCAAACUGAGUUUGCUGCAGCAUGUGUGCACAAGAUUUUGAGUCUAUAUAAAAACCAUAAAUACACAAAAUCUGUACCAACAUCUGUUAUUUUAAUUGGUCAUUCCAUGGGCGGUUUGGUAGCGAAAAGGCUGCUGGCUUAUCCAAGUACGAUUAAUAAAACCAAUAUAGCUAUAACAUUGGCUACACCUUUGGAAGCUCCGAUUAUAAAUUUUGAUCCAGCUAUGAAUGAUUUUUACAAACAAAUGGAGAUUGAAUGGGAUAACUAUGUGGCUCCUAAUAAAGCUGUUGUAAAUAGAAAGAUGUUGAUAAGCCUUGGUAGUGGACCAAGAGAUGUUUUAGUACCCGCAGCUUUGACUUCAACAAACAAUAGUUAUGUCAAUGCUUUGGCAACUGCAGUCCCAGGAGUGUGGGUGUCACCAGACCACAUCAGCAUGGUUUGGUGCAAACAAUUGGUUAUGUCAAUAAACCGAUAUCUUUUUGAUAUUGUGGAUCCGCGGCUAAAUCAAAUCACUGAUGAUUAUCGACACGUCAAAAUGAAAUCGCUACAAUAUUUUACGGCAAAUCGUUCAACGACAUUAAACCCCAAUAUUUUACGCGCUCAAGUAAACAUGAAUGUUGAUGCAUUUUGGUAUGAAGAUAAUAGAAGAGUUUAUCAGAUAUCAAGACCGGAAAUUGACAAAACUACCCAUCUAAUGAUUCGAUUGGUUGCGUUUCCACAAAAUCGCUUUGUAGCAAUAGAAGCGGUGAACGUCGAUGAUAAAGAUUGGAUCUUUGGUUGCAACGCAAAGGAUAUUCACGGAUCGUAUCGAUAUUGUAAAACAGCUAGUUCACUUAGCGAGUUGAGUCGAUGGACGGGCGCUGCUACGGAUUUUGGAAAGCGUAAAGUAGCAACGAUAAAUUUACACAGUAUCAAGGGCGCACAGCCCGAUUGGACACACGUCAUUGUCAAAGUAUCGCCUACCAAGAAAUCUAUUACCCUCAACGUAGAUGUAAACGACCACGCGUCACGGCAAAUAACUGUCGACCUACCCUCUCUUCUGUCUAUUAGCAAACAUGUGAUAAAACAAGAGACUGAAGCCAAUAGCUUGUAUUAUGAACUCCUACUACCGGGAUUCAACGCGAUACACCAAGCUUACUUGCUUUACAUCGAGCCAGUAGGAACAUGCCAACCACCAUACCAUGUUUCUGCUGAAAUGCACGUUCCUUGGGCGAUGAAUCAUGAAUACUACCAUUAUUUCACACAUUUAAAGCGAUCACCAAUGAAGUUAAGACUUUUCAAAAGUAAUCCUAAUGCCACGUCUGCUGGUUCAGACAGUGUCAAGAUUACAGUUCUAUUGGAUCCAAAGUGCAUCUUUACUAUAAGUAUUUCAGGUAGCUGGUACUACCGUCUCGCUCAACUUGCGCGUAAUUAUACGCCAGUUUUGGUUCCAUAUAUAGCGGCCAUUGUUCUUCUAGCUGCACGAGCUAAUAUUUUAAGCUUGAAGGAGAAUGGUGUUUGUAUUUCCAUACACAACGCUCUAAUGAGUGAAGGUGUAAAACCGUAUUACGUACUGGUGUUUAGUAGACUUGCUACUAUAGGUCUUAUGUCAGUGCCGUUACUGACAGUGAUGUUGGAAAACACCGGUUGGAAGAAUAUGGAGAUCCAAUAUUUUACGCGCUCGAUACUAGUAUUGCCCGCGUAUAUGACAGCCCUAGGUAUAAUUAAUGUAGCCGCAGCGGCAACAUUAGCAGUAAUGGUAUUUUCAUCACAAUUGGCUCAUCGAUUGCUUUUUAAGAUCGUGUGGCGCGGUGGGAAUGGGUUAGCCGAAAAGGUAGCUUCGGGUCUCCAAAAAGUGCCGCUCGUGGUUAGUGCGGCGCUAGUGUGCGCCGUUCCACUGUCUUGUGGUGCUGCGGCCUUGGUAGCAGGCGCGGCGUUUUAUGCGUUUAUGCUAUCAAAAAUGUACGAAGAAUACUUAGAAGAUUAUAUCUACAAGCUGAUGGCAAAAAUCGGCAGUAAGGUAUGCAGGCUGUUUAAAAAGAAACAAGAAGUCAAAGGAAAAUCUAGUCUUAAAGAAAAUAAUAGUGUCACAAACGAUUCGAAUAAGCAACACGAUUCAGAGAAAACAAACAAUGAUGAGGACAAACAUAAUGACUCUUCUAAAGCAAUAGAAAAGACUGAGUGUCAAAAUGAGACAAGUCCAGAUGGAGUAGAAGAUGAUAAAGUUGAUGAAGAUCUCAAUAAUAUUAAUUUUCAUAUGAUGCUAUUCUUCAUGUGGAUGUGUGUAACAUUGGUUAAUAUCCCAGCACUGUUGACUUGGGCGAGGAAUUUUAAAUAUAAUCUAGUAUUAAAACCAGACACAUCAUACCACACUGGUAUGGUUAUGUCCGCAUGCUCCAGUAUUAUAUGGCAAAUGGACGGACCUAAGAAGAAAUUGAAAUACUAUGACUCAGUGAGCUCUAUACUUUUUACAAUGGCAGUGUUUAUAAUUGCUCUUGGACCAUUUUCGCUAUUUCUUGUGAACUAUGGGGUUACUUUUAUGUUUGUUAUCAUAACCAUACAACAAGUUCUUGACCAUGGGGAAAAGGAUGCAGUAGUCACCACAGAAGCUACUGAUAUAAGUAUGCCAGAUUCAAAAACUACAAGUUCUUCUGAAGAUUUAUCCACUAAAGUUGAUGAAUCGAAGUCAAACGAAGAGCUACCAAAUAAUGAUAAAUCUAAUGAUUCUCGAAAUACAAGUGAUAAUAAUGAAAAUGAAACUCAAGAUGAUCAGUGUGAUGUGUGCAAUGAGAACAGAAUUUACUCAACGUUUAAGAGACUCCGAGAUAAGUUUAGUUUUAGUAAUGACUAG
Messenger RNA from Leptosia nina, 3168 nucleotides. NCBI's taxonomy places the organism in Eukaryota, Metazoa, Arthropoda, Insecta, Lepidoptera, Pieridae. The record is from the annotation of a GenBank genome assembly.